This is a messenger RNA of Rubroshorea leprosula, 1458 nucleotides long. The record is from the annotation of a GenBank genome assembly. NCBI's taxonomy places the organism in Eukaryota, Viridiplantae, Streptophyta, Magnoliopsida, Malvales, Dipterocarpaceae.
UUUGUCUCACGUCAUGUUGUCUUUAAUGAAAUGCAGUUCCCUUUCAAAAAUCCAUGUGCACUAUAUGAUACAAGUAAAAUUGGAGGAGAGCUGUCCACAUACAAUGAAUGGAUCGAGACUCAACUGGAGCAAGAGACAGUAAAUCACUCAAACUUUCACAUCUCUGAUCCAUCGUUAAUUUCUUUGCCACAGGAAAGCUCUACCCCGAUUGAACAACUGGAAAUGAGUUGCAGCUCGCAAGAUGACAACAGGCUUAAUGAAUCACCAACCACAGAGACCAUGGAAUCAACAAUAAACCAGCCGACCGAGUUGACUCAAUGUCAUAAUGUGAAAUCAUGCACUGGACAAUUGAAUCCAUCUCAAGAUGGCCAUCAUGAUGAUGAUUUACCUUCCAUACACGUGGAAUUGGAGACAAAUCAAAAUGGUGCUCAAAAUUCAAGCCUCCCUUCAAAUAAUUCUGAUGAUCAAUUCACGAGUUCCAACAGACCAGAAGUUGAAUUGUCUCGCAAUCAUAACAUGGUUACUCAAGCUCAACGAGGAAUCACCAAGCCGAACCCUCGAUAUGCCUACCUUCACAAAGAAAUUCCAACAGAACCAAAAACCGUGAUAUCGGCAUUGAAGAACGAUGGGUGGAAAGCUGCCAUGCAUGAAGAACUACAUGCUUUAAAAAUAAAUGAUACAUGGGAUAUUGUCCAACGGGAGGCUCACAUGAAUGUGUCUACUUUCACUCUUUAUGCCUUCUCUGAUGCUGAUUGGGCAGGUUGUCCUAUUACUCGUCGCUUUACAACAGGAUAUUGCACCUUGCUUGGAGGAAAUUGCAUUUCUUGGUGUGCAAAGAAGCAACCAACUAUUUCUCUUUCAAGUGCAGAAGCUGAAUAUAAAUCGAUGGCAUCUACAACAGCUGAGAUAACUUGGCUUACUUAUCUACUCCAAGAUAUUGGUAUUUACAUCCCCAAUCCACCAAUCCUCCACUGUGAUAAUAUAAGUGCCUUGCACAUGACUGUCAAUCAUGUGUUUCAUGGGCGCACAAAGCAUGUCGAGAUGGACUACCAUUUUGUUCGGGAAAAAGUAGCCUUUGGAAAUCUUGUAACUCAGUAUGUGUCGUCAUCGUCUCAACUGGCAGAUAUCUUCACCAAGCCUUUACCAAGAACCUCGUUCAAUGAGUUACGAACCAAACUUGGCCUAUCCCUUCUACCUCGGCCAAGUUUGAGGGGGAGUGUAAACGCAUUUGAUGGUUGAUCUUGUUAAGUGGGAAAAUCCCACAUCGAGUAUAAAAAUAAGAAGCUUGUGGGUUAAAUACAAGGAGGGCUACUCCACCUAUUGCCAAUUGGUUUUAGGUUGGAUGCAAGCCUUGUGUUGAGCCCACAUGCAGGAUUUUCAAUAUGGUAUCAGAGCCCAGGUUCUACCAUGGGAAGCCCGUUAUUAGCCCACCUGACAGGACUCGAAGUUGAUACCGAG